ACCAGUGUUCCAAUUGCGGCAGUGGCUCCUGGUCCGUUUUACCCGGUCACGUAUUGGAUUUUUUUUCAACCGGGGAAGUGACUGAAUUACUGAAUUCCUCAUUUCAUUCAUUAGCUCAGACAUGAGGGACUUUAUAUUUAUUUUGGGAGCAUUAUUGUCACUGGGUCUUGGACGUUCAGAGGUCCUGGACACGAUAGCCCAGUGGCCACUUCUGGACUUCGCGCUGCCUUACGAUCGAGCUUUUUUGAAUGAAUAUCGACCGGAGAAUGUGGUGCCGACUGGAUUUGCAGUUGCCUGGCACAGAAUUUUCAUUUCAACUCCACGAUUGCGUGCCGGGGUACCGGCAACACUGAGCGCCAUUCCUCGGGAUAUACCACCCGGUAGUAGUCCUCAACUGCAAGCUUAUCCCUCCUGGGAGUGGCAUAAUGCUGGUAAAGGAGAGUUCAACUGCUCUAGAUUGAUUUCCGUUUAUAGAGUUAAUGUGGACAAGUGCAACAGGCUUUGGGUUCUUGAUAGUGGAAUUAAUACGUCCCUCGACGACUUCCGCGUUGUCUGUCCGCCGAAACUACUUAUUUUUGACUUGCAGACGGAUACCUUUGUGCGCUCGUAUGUCUUUCCACGUCGGUCCUUGAGACCAAAUAGUCUCCUCACUAAUUUGGUGAUUGAUGACACAUCAGCAAAUACCUGCGACGACGUUUUCGUGUACAUAACUGAUACAACUGGACCCGGUCUCGUUGUAUUCGAUGGAGCGACCGACAGGAGCUGGAGACUCCUCCACGCAUCAAUGUACCCUGAUCCGGAUUACUCAACUUAUCAGAUCGCAGGAGACUCAUUUGAGCUGUUUGACGGUAUCGUCGGCCUGGGCUUCUCCCCUCGUCUGAGUCAAGUGUACUAUCAACCACUUGCGACAGACCGCAUGUUCUCCAUUCCAACGUCAGCUCUGCAAUCAGGCCCUCCUCCCUUCGGUGAACAAUUGCCCGUCAGUCUGGUCGGUAGAAAGUCCAGUCAGGGACUGGCAAUGGCUGUUGACCCUCGCGAUGACACGAUACUAUUUGCCCCGCUGACCGAAACUGCUGUCGCCAGUUGGAAUCCACAUACGAAUAGCCAACGGAUAAUUGCAUAUCAGCCCGAGCAGUUCCAAUUCAUAGCCGAAUUAAGAUACGUAAAUCGAGACAACGGCAACAUCUGGCUGCUCUCCUCACGCUUCCAGAAGUUCUUCACACGACGAGUGAACAAUCAAGAAAUAAACUUGAGAAUCCUACGAAUUCGUCCCGACUCAACUCGCGCCCAUUCACCGGUUCCCCACCGCCUCGAUCCCUACGCCCUUAACUUAUACAACAACACUCUUCCCCAGUGAAAUGACCUCGCCCGAUAUUUCCCACAACUAGAAAGUAUAUUCAAAUUCAUUUAAUCAGAUGACAUAAAUGAAAUCAUAAAGCCAUUAGUUGUGGCUGGAUUUAGCAAUACUAAACCAAGGUAUCCCAGAGAUACCAUGGGUUUUAUAACAGUUUAGCAUUGACUGCUGGACCGUUUGGAUCAGCUUUGUCUGUGGUAAAUCGAGUUAUUUCGAGUGAAACCCAUCGUGAGAAUUUUUUUCAUCGUAGAAACUAUCAUUUGAAGAAUAAUUGAGUGAGAUUUUGCCAGUGAAGUGAUAAAAUAAACAAACUAAUGUCUCUGAAUCCAGGACACGUAUGAAAAAAUUUAUUAGAAAAACAGCGAAUUCGCUAG
Diachasma alloeum is the source of this 1728-nucleotide messenger RNA. RefSeq names its product protein yellow. Gene Ontology annotation, cellular component: extracellular region. The coding region runs from base 122 to 1357 and encodes 411 amino acids. NCBI's taxonomy places the organism in Eukaryota, Metazoa, Arthropoda, Insecta, Hymenoptera, Braconidae. The record is from RefSeq and is a predicted model, not a curated record. The transcript is spliced from 6 exons.